Molecule: messenger RNA, 1077 nt
Organism: Brenthis ino (lesser marbled fritillary)
Lineage: Eukaryota; Metazoa; Arthropoda; Insecta; Lepidoptera; Nymphalidae
Source: the annotation of a GenBank genome assembly
AUGCCAUGUUUUGCCCAUACAUUAAACCUAGUAGCAUCAAAACCAUUUUACAAUAAGGAUGGACUGGAAGAAGCCAAGAAUUUACUAACAGCUGUCAAAGAUAUUACCACAUAUUUUAAACAUAAUACAAAUGCUGCUGAUUCUUUAAAGAAAGCUCAGGGUCAUCAAACAAAGCCUUUGGGACUUGUUCAGUCUGUGUGUACCAGAUGGAAUUCUGUUUUUUAUCAAUUGGAACGAUUUGUUGAGUUAUCCGAAAUAAUUGCGCCAAUAUUACUCAAGUAUCCUAAAGCGCCAACAAUGCUAACUGCACAGCAGUUAGAAUUUAUAAAAGAUCUUAUAAAUAUAUUGAGACCAUUAGAAGUAAUAACUAAAGAAAUAUCGGAAGAAGACUACGUUACAGCCAGUAAAAUUAUACCCAUCGUGUCUUGUCUGACUGAAACAUAUAAUACAAUGAAAAAUUCAACGGAUAUUGGUGUUAAAACAAGGACUUUAAUUGUGGACGGCUUGAAGAAAAGAUUUGGAAAUGUUGAACAAGUUCAUUUAUUAGCUGCUGCGACCAUUUUAGAUCCUAGAUUUAAAAAAAAUCAUUUUACUGACCAUGUAGCCUGUUCUCGAGCGAUAAAUAAAAUAAACACUUCAAUUUUGGAUAUUACACGACAAUCACUUCCACAAAAUAAUAGUGAGGAAGUUGACGCAAUAGAAAGCACUGAUAAGGAUAUGAAAAACGGAAUAUGGGAUUUUCAUAAGUUGCUUGUGAAAAAGCAACUCUCUUUAUGCAAUGCACUUGCACAGGAAAAUCAAGGCUUAAAUGAAGAAUUCAAACAUUAUUUAUCGCAGGCAGUUGUGCACCUGAAGUAUGAUCCUGUACUUUACUGGCAAGAACAAAAGAGCUCCAUUUAUCAUCACGUUCACCCAAUCGCCAUGAUGUAUAUGAGUAUCGUUGGAUCAUCCGUUCCUUGUGAGCGCCUGUUUUCAAUUGCUGGAAACAUUGCAAGUGAUGAGCGUAACCGCUUGGAUCCCAAAAGGCUUGACAGACUGUUGUUUUUAAAAAGUUUAGAUAUUGAGCAUUGGGAACUA